Molecule: messenger RNA, 600 nt
Organism: Geosmithia morbida
Lineage: Eukaryota; Fungi; Ascomycota; Sordariomycetes; Hypocreales; Bionectriaceae
Product: 3-oxoacyl-[acyl-carrier protein] reductase
Exons: 5
Coding region: 1-600 (199 amino acids)
Molecular function (GO): oxidoreductase activity, acting on the CH-OH group of donors, NAD or NADP as acceptor
Source: RefSeq, a predicted model, not a curated record
AUGAUCAUAGCAGGUAAACACUGCGCCAUCGUCGGCGCAACAGGCACGAUCGGCACCGCCAUAGCCAGAGCUUUCGCCUCCAAGGGUGCCGUCCUCUCCCUCCUGGGCCGUACAGCUCUAGACAUGCAGUCCAAGAUGGAACCUACCCUCUCGACCACCGUCCUCAAGCGUACUCCUGACGCUGAGCUGUCUGACAUCCUCGGCACCAAUCUGACUGCUACUAUGCUCGUGUGCAAAUACGCCAAGGUUCAAGAUUGGGGCUGCAUCGUCAACGUCUCCAGCCUCAUGGCGAAUAGACCUGCCGCCGGAGCAGCUGCUUAUGCUGCCGCCAAGGCAGGCGUAAUUCCAGGUCUCACAAGUGCCCUCUGCCUCGAAAUGGCCACCCGUUCCAUCCGUGUAAAUGCCUUGCUACCAGGCUGGGUUGAAAGCCCCAUGUGGGACAAUUUGCGGCCGACCCUCAAGGAGAAGUAUCUUCAGAAUACCCCGGCUCGUCGUGCAGGAACACCCGACGAAGUCGCCGACGCUGCCGUGUUUCUGGCUUCCAACGACUUCGCCAACAAUUGCGUCUUGAACCUCGACGGGGGCUUGAGCGCUGCGUGA